ACAGUGCUCGGUGCACGCGUCGGGACAGGACGGAGAGAGCGGUGCUGUGAGGAGCCCCCGCACAGCCAGCUCGUUCCUUGCUGACCCGGAGCUUUCCCGAAGUGCUACCUGUGCAGGUGACCUCGAGGCCAGACUGCGGGACUCGGCGAGCCGGAGCAUUUCCAAAGCGUCUGCCGUCCCUGCGGCCGCUGCCCUCGAGGACAGACUGCAGGACUUACUGUCCUUCAGCCUUCCCAAGGCUUCUCUGUUGCAGCUGUGCUUUCAAGGCACACCUGCAGCACUUGAUCUUUGAGUUUUUCCCAGGCAUCUCUCCUGCAGGCCCUCCAAACUCCUAACAGAGACAUGGAGCAGACACCUCCCAGGGUGCCCAAGCUGGCCUGGGUGAAGGAGGAGGAGGAGGAGGCUGCAGCUACCUCAGCACAGCAGCCUGGAGAGCUGGAGCAGCUCCAGCUGCUGCAGGAGGGUGCAGCCAUGGACUGGACACAAGAGCAGGACCCUGCCCGUGGCCGCUUCCGCAGAGCAGCGCAGAUGAUCUGUGAAUUCAUCGUGCGCGUUUGGCGGGAAGAGACCACCGGUGUGGGCACUGGGCCUUCGGCAACCUUGCACCUCUUCAGUGCUGAGACCAGUGCUGCCAUGCUGGAUUUGCUUGUGGAGAAGGGUGUCUCCAAUCCAAAGCAAGUGCCAGCCAUGGUGAGGUACAUCCACAAGUGGCUCACGGCCAAUGAGUCUGCUGGGCACAGGCUGGACAAGGCCCUGCUGGAGCUGACCAAGGAACACCCCUAUGAUGUGCUCAUGACUCUCUUGCGCUGGGCCCCAUCGGGUGACAGAGCUGCUGCGGCCAUGUGGGGGGUGAUCCUGACCUCCACGGGGACUGCGGAGCCGGCGCUGCAGAUCCUCAUCACUGUGCUGAGCGCCUGGCCAGUGGACACCUCUGUGUACACCUCUGAUGGGGACAGCACAGGAGUCUUUGCUCUGGCUGCAACCGUGACACUGUGGAAUGUCUUCAACUGGACCUGGUGCCCACCUAUAGUGUUGGAGUACUCCCCCUCUCUCUUUCUGCGUCUGCUCUUCCAAGCUUUCAUCAGCACACUGUAUACACCAGAGGUGGUUGAUACCUUCUGGAAGGAAUGCCAGGAGCAACUCGGCCUUGCCACCAACCCCCCAAAGGUGCUCCAUCCCAGUCCCGCCAGUCUCCCCAUCCCUCCCAUGCCCUAA
Oenanthe melanoleuca is the source of this 1215-nucleotide messenger RNA. RefSeq lists its product as uncharacterized. The record is from RefSeq and is a predicted model, not a curated record. The transcript has 6 exons. The coding region runs from base 343 to 1215 and encodes 290 amino acids. NCBI's taxonomy places the organism in Eukaryota, Metazoa, Chordata, Aves, Passeriformes, Muscicapidae.